Molecule: messenger RNA, 793 nt
Organism: Scleropages formosus (Asian bonytongue)
Lineage: Eukaryota; Metazoa; Chordata; Actinopteri; Osteoglossiformes; Osteoglossidae
Gene: romo1
Product: reactive oxygen species modulator 1
Exons: 3
Coding region: 203-442 (79 amino acids)
Biological process (GO): protein insertion into mitochondrial inner membrane; protein import into mitochondrial matrix
Cellular component (GO): TIM23 mitochondrial import inner membrane translocase complex
Source: RefSeq, a predicted model, not a curated record
CACCGCCGGGGGCGCCAUACAUUUUCGACAAUGCAUUUCAGCGCCUCUGACAGAGUCACGUGGUCCGGGUUUCUCCACCAAGUACUUCCUGUCACGUAAUGGAGUCAAGUUAGCUGACUUUCUGAAGAGACACUAGUGACCCUUGUCUUGCUUUGCUACCGAGAACAGAACGUAAAUAUUUAAGAGCCCAAAGACUGAAAAGAUGCCCGUGGCUGUGGGACCGUACGGACAGACGCAGCCCAACUGCUUUGACAGGGUCAAGAUGGGCUUCAUGAUGGGCUUCGCCGUGGGCAUGGCGGCUGGGGCCAUGUUCGGAACCUUUUCCUGUCUCAGGGUCGGGAUGAGAGGCAGAGAGCUCAUGGGAGGAGUGGGAAAGACCAUGAUGCAGAGUGGAGGCACGUUUGGCACCUUCAUGGCCAUUGGAAUGGGCAUCCGCUGCUGAAGUUUUUUUUUUUUUUUUUUUUUGCACUUUCACCUAAGACUGUCUGAGCAUCAUAAAUCCUUUCCCAUUACACAAUGUAAAUGAUGUGGAACUACUUGUAAUAAACAAUGCGAUUUAUGUAAGGAGAAUACUGUCAAGCAAUACUUUUGGCCCUAGGCAACAACUCCAGGUAAAGCACUACAACAAAGUGUUGUUAUGCUUCCAAGAGUUUAAAUGUGACUAUACAGUGUAUUUUGAAGCCUCAUUUGACAUUCAGAGGAAAAACUGUAGUCUUCCUUUGAAUGCUGUCCACAUUUGGCUGCAGAAUUUAAUUCUGACUGCACAUCAAAUAAAGUGGCUGAGAAAGACUAA